Acanthosepion pharaonis is the source of this 657-nucleotide messenger RNA. NCBI's taxonomy places the organism in Eukaryota, Metazoa, Mollusca, Cephalopoda, Sepiida, Sepiidae. The record is from the annotation of a GenBank genome assembly.
AUGUGGUCCCAGAGGAAACCAACCAACACGAAAUGUCAAUGUGGUUACAGAGGAACUAACCUCACUGAAGUUCUAUGUGGUCCCAGAGGAACCAACCUCAACACGAAAGUCAAUGUGGUUACAGAGGAACUAACCUCACUGAAGUUCUAUGUGGUCCCAGAGGAACCAACCUACACGAAAGUCAAUGUGGUUACAGAGGAACUAACCUCACUGAAGUUCUAUGUGGUCCCAGAGGAACCAACCUACACGAAAGUCAAUGUGGUUACAGAGGAACUAACCUCACUGAAGUUCUAUGUGGUCCCAGAGGAACCAACCUACACGAAAGUCAAUGUGGUUACAGAGGAACUAACCUCACUGAAGUUCUAUGUGGUCCCAGAGGAACCAACCUACACGAAAGUCAAUGUGGUUACAGAGGAACUAACCUCACUGAAGUUCUAUGUGGUCCCAGAGGAACCAACCUACCUGAAUGUCAAUGUGGUUACAGAGGAACUAACCUCACUGAAGUUCUAUGUGGUCCCAGAGGAACCAACCUACACGAAAGUCAAUGUGGUUACAGAGGAACUAACCUCACUGAAGUUCUAUGUGGUCCCAGAGGAACCAACCUACACGAAAGUCAAUGUGGUUACAGAGGAACUAGUUCUAUGUGGUCCUCACUGA